AUGAACGCUGUUAAGGACCUGGAAAAGGAAAACAAUGCUGAGUACCACAGUAAGGUAGCUGAAAUAUAUGAAAAAAAAAAUCAAAGUCUUCAACGCCUAAAAAGUGAAGAACCAAAAAUAAAUCAAAACGCGGAAGAUAAGGUUGAUGAUGCCAAAGAUGAUGACUACCAGAAUGAGAAAGGCAAGAAUAUUAUGAGCCUGGACCACGAACCCGUAACAGAUAAUCACCCACAGACUGAUAGCGUUGCAGAAGAUAAGGCGAAGAAACAAGCCGAAUAUGAUGCGUUCAUUCGUGAGAACAAAGAGUUUUUUAUAGAACGUUUGCGGUAUGGCUCGCCGAAAAAAGAAAAACAAGGCGAUUGUAUUUUAUCGUAAGUGACCGGAUACAAGCAUUCAAAUACUCGUUUUUGUAUUUAAAUAAAAAUAUACAUGUAUUAAUAUCUAUUUAAAUUUUUUAUGUUUAACAACAUAUCUGGGACGUGAUGGUAUUUUACCAUCGGUUCUUUACACUUCACUUAUAUUCUAUUAUAUUAUUAACCGUAAAAAUAAUUAUACUAUACUAAAAAUUGUAUUUCUUGUCGUGACAAAA
Messenger RNA from Adelges cooleyi (spruce gall adelgid), 589 nucleotides. RefSeq lists its product as uncharacterized. The transcript is spliced from 7 exons. The record is from RefSeq and is a predicted model, not a curated record. Bases 1 to 375 code for a protein of 124 amino acids. Lineage: Eukaryota; Metazoa; Arthropoda; Insecta; Hemiptera; Adelgidae.